Molecule: messenger RNA, 189 nt
Organism: Podarcis lilfordi (Lilford's wall lizard)
Lineage: Eukaryota; Metazoa; Chordata; Lepidosauria; Squamata; Lacertidae
Source: the annotation of a GenBank genome assembly
GAAGGAAGGAAGGAAGGAAGGAAAGAAACCUGGAAAUAUUAUGAUCGAUAUCAUUUUGACCAAGAACAUUGGCAUACGGCAGUUGAUGUGAGUACCUAUCCAGAUAUCCCUUCUCAGACUUUAUUCAUCUCAUACUCCAAAACUUCAGUAACAAAAUCUGGACUAAUCAAAACAAAAAAUAACAAGUAG